GGCAGGCGAGUGCCAGCGGAGCCGAGCGGAGCGCUGUCAGCCGAGGAGCGAUGGCCUCGGUGGGACCCUCCGCAACAUCCACGCAGCCCGCCCUGCCCUCCGGACCCGCCGUCUUCAAAACCAUCCCCUACGCCUUCAUCCUGCCGGAGAUCCUCUGCGGGACCUGGGUGUGGAUCCUCGUCGCUGCUACCUCCGUCUCCUUGCCGCUGCUUCAGGGAUGGGUGAUGUACGUGUCCCUCACCUCCUGCCUCAUCUCCCUGCUGCUCCUCUUAAGCUACAUCCUCGGCUUCCACAGGAACAGCGAGAACUGGAAAGUGCUGGACAGCUUGUACCAUGGCGCGACGGCCAUUCUGUACAUGAGCGCCGCUGUCCUGCAGGCCAACGCAACCAUCAACUCUGAGUUCGGCACCAAUGCGCCGCUCAACUACCAACUCAACUGCGCCGCAUCGUUCUUUGCCUUCCUCACGACCUUCCUGUACAUCCUCCAUGCCUUCAGCAUCUACUACCAGUGAUCCUGGCAGCACCAGAUUCACUUUUGCAAGAUGAUGUGGUUCCCCAGUGUGAAAGACCCUGCUGUCUUCCCAAGAUGUCCCUGCCCCAGCCCUGUCACCAGGCCUCAGGAGCAGCAAGUCCUUUUGCACUUCAUCACAGGAGGGAUUUUGCUGGCACACUGUUGGUGUGCCUGCGGGACAUUUCCUGCCUUGCCUGGGGGUUACACAAGGGGAGCGACUGGGCGCAGGCCCCAAGCCUCCAAUUCUGAUAUUCUGCCAAAUACUGACACCAAGGGAAGUGGAAAAAAAAAAAAAAAAAAAAAUCGCUGUUUCGCUGUUCCUUCAGCAAACAAUCUCCUUUCUUACGUUAUUUGCCUUUCCCUGGUUCAGCUCCAUCCCUCCCCAACACAAAUUCAUAACAAUGAUACAAGAUCACGUUCCUUGAC
Messenger RNA from Hirundo rustica (Barn swallow), 937 nucleotides. It is a transcript of the gene MALL, whose product is annotated as mal, T cell differentiation protein like. Gene Ontology annotation, cellular component: membrane. Gene Ontology annotation, molecular function: structural constituent of myelin sheath. The coding region runs from base 51 to 512 and encodes 153 amino acids. Gene Ontology annotation, biological process: myelination. The transcript has 4 exons. Lineage: Eukaryota; Metazoa; Chordata; Aves; Passeriformes; Hirundinidae. The record is from RefSeq and is a predicted model, not a curated record.